UUAAUUUGUACAGGUUUAUAAAGCCCCGAUCAGACUUGGUGAUCAGACGCAGUGAUCAGACUGAACACUGAACAGAUCAGACAGAAGAGCAGACUCCGUUUUGUCACGUGACACUGCAGGGGUGUUUUUCACCUCACCUCCUUUAUCUCUUCCUUUCCUUUAGUUCUUUUUCUCUGUUGUGCUUUUCAAUCUCUACUGACUCAUUAAUAAUGAAGUGUGCUUCUGCUCCACCACCCGUCUGUCUGCCCACCUGUCUGUCUGUCCACCCGUCUCACUGCCCACCUGUCUGUCUGUCCACCCGUCUCACUGCCCACCUGUCUGUCUGUCCACCCGUCUCACUGCCCACCUGUCUGUCUGUCAACCUGUCUCACUGCCUGUCUGUCUGUCCACCUGUCUCACUGCCCACCUGUCUGUCUGUCAACCUGUCUCUCUGUCUGUCCACCCAUCUCUCUGUCCACUUGUUUGUCUGUUCACUUGUCUCACUGCCCACCUGUCUGUCUGUCCAUCCAUCCACCUGUCUCACUGCUCACCUGUCUGUCUGUCCAUCCAUCCACCUGUCUGUUUGUCCAACCUUUCCUCUGUCCACCUGUCUGUCCACCUGUCUGUCCACCUGUCUGUCCACCUGUUUGUCCGUUUUAAACUAUCACAGAGACACAUUUCAAAGCACCAGUCAGAUUUCUGCCAUCUUUAAUUUAUUUUAUAGUAUUUUAAUUAUUGCAUCGUAUUUUUAAAUGAAAUAAGAUUAUAUUUUUCUGAUACAGACAGACAGACAGAUAGAUAGAUAGAUAGAUAGAUAGAUAGAUAGAUAGAUAGAUAGAUAGAUAGAUAGAUAGAUUUGAUAGACAGACAGACAGACACUGGAUUUGUUUUUUUCCACAGUGGAAUGAAACAGUUUUUAUUUUCUGUGAUUUUUUUCACUAAGCUGAACUCUAACAGGAAGUAAAAGUAAAAAUUCUCUUGGAUUUUUCACCACGUUAACACACUUUAACAAACCGCUAAACGUGAUUAACUAGCAUGGCUAAUCUGUCAUUAAUGUGCUGUUAGUGUGUGACCAUGUUCACACACACACACACACAGCAGGUGUCAGACUGGGGUUAAAGGAGCAGCGUAACCGAGGUCACUGAGCCACACUGUCCCACCAAAUGAGGUGGAAAAUGAGGGGCGGAGAGACACACCCCCUCUGUCCGUCCCCUUCUUCACACACACACCGUCACACACACACACUGUCACACACACUGCUCUUUCUGCUGUCUGGUUUGAAUACAGCUGCUGCCACUCAUGAAUUUAGGACGGCACUUAAACAACAUGCCGAUCUGUCACACACACACACACACACACACACACACACACACUUUCCCCCCACUUGACCUGACUUUGUAUUAGUCUUUCACAGAAGUCCAAUCUGCUUUGAGUCACUGAGUGUCUUUAUGCUCUGAAGCUGUUUAAAAGGUUUUAGAAGUAAAUCAGGUUUUAAAAAGUCCUUCACCUCUGGAUUUUUUUCUUCUGUGCUCCAUUUCAGGGGUUCGGUGAAAAAAAAACAGAAAUUCUGAUCUUACGUAUCAGAUCUAAGUCAUCAGACUGACCGGACGUGAGCGGCUUUAUCUUAUUUUCCCGACACGUGUGAUCUGGUUACUGCUAACAGUGUAAAUAUCAGAAAUAUCCAGAAGCCUUACAAAACAAAAACACGCCUGUUUCCAUGGAAACGUUUCCAAAAAAACAUUUCUUUUCCAAAUCCAAUCCGGUUCAUCCUUCAUUACAGGAUCCGAUCUCGGACACACCUUUUUAUCACAUCGAUUCCUUCAUUCUGUUAUGGAGUAAUCCGAGCAGCAGCGUCUCUGACUGAACUCUAGAAUCUGAUUGGUCGGGAGGAGUGGACUUAGUGUUUAUAUACAUACGUAUCUCUCUAAUACCUUAGCGUUGCCAUGGUUACACAGCAGGCGAUUUUAAAACGAUCAGAUGUGCUGAAGUUUUCUGUUUUCCGGUAACGUUUAAGGAAGGAGUCUCCAGUGUCGGUCAGCACUUUGUAACAGUCAGAGGUAAAGCUGCGAGUUUAUCGAUGUCCGAGUUACCAUGGAAACAGGAAGUCGGACCUCGGAAUGAUGUCAUUUCCAAUCUCCAUGUGUUCGAGCUACAAAAACAUGGACGCCUCCACAGCAUAACAGAUCUUUUAGCUAAUCCAUCACCAACCUCUCUCUUUCUCUCUUUUAUUCUCUCUCUAUCUCUCUCACAGUGUCUCUCAUUCUCUUUUUCUAUCUUUCCAACCCUUGGCUGUCUUCUCUCUCUCUCUCUCUCUCUCUCUCUAUCUCUCUCUCACAAUGUCUCUCAUUCUCUUUUUCUAUCUUUCCAACCCUUGGCUGUCUUCUCUCUCUCUCUCUCUCUCUCUCUCUCUCUCUCUCUCUCUCACAGUGUCUCAUUCUCUUUUUCUAUCUUUCCAACCCUUGGCUGUCUUCUCUCUCUCUCUCUCUCUCUCUCUCUCUCUCACAGUGUCUCAUUCUCUUUUUCUAUCUUUCCAACCCUUGGCUGUCUUCUCUCUCUCUCUCUCUUUUACUCUCUGUCUCUCUCUCUCCCCCCCUCUCUUUUUUACUCUCUCUCUCUCUCUCUCUCUCUCUCCUUCCUUUAUUUUAAUAAAACACAUAACCACUCUGACACUGGAGACUCCUUCCGUAACUUCUGAUAAACACUUCUUUCUCCAGCAAUCCUCAGAGAGGUGCUGUUGCUAUAGUGACGCUAUAGCGUGUUAAAUCUGGCGCAUUGCUAGAACAGCCGCGGAAACUCGACAGCACUUUCUCUCGACCAAUCAGAAUCCAGAGCAUUGAUUACUGAAAGAAGUGUAACGUUUAUUAGGAAUAAAUACAGAGAGAGUGAAACGAGACCCAUUAGUGCGAAAACUCUUCUUCUCAGAUUUCUCUCAGAGCGAUACCCCACCUGUAGGAGUGUGUGUGUGUGUGUGUGUGUGUGUGUGUGUGUGUGUGGCAGAAGGCCAGGCUCUGGUGUCUGACACUGAUUUGUAAAGGAGACAAUGCGGCUCAUUGAGACUCGGAGCUCCACUGUCUGUUACACACACCUCGGCCGUCCCUCUCUGCUGCAGACCAGGCUCUUUAAACAGGACACCAGAUUGCCCCGGGGCUGCUGGGAGGGGCCCAGUGUGUGUGUGUGUGUGUGUGUGUGUGUGUGUGUGUGUGUGUGUGUGUGUGUUGUAAUGGGAUACUUGUUGCUUUGACAAUGAGAUUCCACCGUAAAAGGGGGCGAGACACAAGGUGGCACGUGAGCGACUUUUUUCUUUUUCUUUUCUGAAACAAAAACAAAAGUCUCACACACACACACACACACACACACACACACACACACUCCUGUACGGUGACAAUAGUCUCGUUCCCCGAUCUGCUGCAUUGUUCGCUCACGUCACCCAGAUCCCUUUCCAUCUGUUGCUUUGUUUUGUUAAAGCUGUAAACUUUCUGUAAUGAUGAAUUAUUUACAGCUCCCAUCUUCUUCUCAUCCACUGAUUUACAAACAUCUGCGUUUCUCAGGAGGUUCCACGCCUCGCCCCGACACGUCCUGCACCCGGAGAUGCUCUGCCUCCUCAGAGAACUCUCAAACAUUCCCCUAAAGCAAAUCAAAGUGUUUCCCGUUCAGAACCCAGAACCAGUCAGAACCCUUCAUUAAUUCCACUACCUGUGAUCAGAUCACAUAGGGUUCCUCGAGAAGAAUAACUGAAGAACCCUUCAGAGAUCUGCGCUUGAUGAGCUUUGUAUCUUUUGCUCAGAUGUUUAAAUCUCUUAGUUGGAUUCUUAGAAAGGUGAAGGAUUCUGGAAUGGUUCUCAAACGGGUUCUUAGAGAACCCUCUUAAUCAUCCAUUAGAGUGCUAGCCCUUAGAGUGCUUACAGGAACCAUUUUUCUGCACACAGCACGCUAGAUUUUAACCAACCGACAAUCAAACAAGGCUUCUACGGUUCCUAAGGGUUCUUUUGAAGGGUUCUUAACUUCAAACAUUCCGUUGUAAAUCCUUUAGAACCAUGUAGGAACGUUUGCUUUCACAGCAUGUUCUUGGAUUUAAUCUCCACGUGUAUAGACGACGUUUGUAUAAAAUUCAGAAAGGUUCUGUGUAGAACCAUGAAGACCAUGAGAGUCCAUUCAAGAACCUUUUUUUUUUUUAAAAGAUUUUUCCAAAUUAUGUACGUGUUAAGGCAAGAUGUUAAAUAUAUAUAUAUAUAUAUAUAUAUAUAUACGAUCUAGAACCCUGAACGGUUCUUUAGGUGUUCCUCUGGGGGAACCGUUCCAACAGAUCAUUCCUGGUACAAUCCUAGAACACUGUAAUGAGCAGAAUGUAUUAAUGUUUGGAUUUAAUCUCUGUCUGUACGGACUAGACAUGUUUUAAAGUUCUUUGUAGAACCCUGCACACACCUUUUCCCAAAAAGAAAGGGUUCCAUAUCAAGAGGAAGAAGAACAUGUUGGAUGCUAGGCACCAUUAAUUAGCAAACGAACCCCUGAAGAACCCUUUUUAUAAGUGAGCGUGAGUGUAUAGACUCCAUUUAGAACCCCUGAGUUGUUCUUCUUACAGAACCCUAACAGCAGCACCAGAGUGUUUCUGUAUCCGAGAGGAGAACCCUGUGUUCCUUCAGUGCACUCUUUCAGAUCUCGAUCCUACACACCUGACACGUCCUGGUUUUUAAAAAGAAAAUGAAGAACCCAGGGUUCCUUAAAAGUUCCAAAAGAAUAAAGAGCAAACCGUUGCUAUAGAAACGCAGAUGAUGUGACACAUCAUCACUGCUGAGGGAGAAAAUAAUCACAAUAAAUAUAUAUAUAUUUUAAAGUCUUCUUCUUUUUCUCUUUCUAACAUCCUUAAAAAGUUUUUCUAAAAGGUGUAUCCUCGGGUUCUUUUAACAUUCUCACUUUCCAUAAUUGUCAAGGAUUUAUUUACGGAUUCAUGGAUAAAGAUUUCUCCUUUCCCCCGAUGGUCUAGCAGACCGCUGCUUCUUUCCAGAUGAAUAAAACCCGUGCCUGUGAUGAAAUAUUCAUGUGUAACCUGCAGCCAUUUUGUUCUCCGUGUCAACAAACAGUGUCUCGUGUCAUUAUUCAUUCCCAUUGUCAGAGUUUGGUGAUGACCUCCCUGUUUCUCCUGCUUUUCUUCUCUCAGUGUCAGUGACAAGCUGUUGCCCGGUCCCUCUGCGCCACUCCCUCCCUCUAUCCCUCUCUCCCUCUCUCUCCAUCCCCUCUCUCUCUCUCUCUCUCUCUCUCUCUCUCUCUCCUCUCCACCUGUUGAUGUUAUUGUUAUUCCCAUGGCAUUGUGCCUUCUCUCUCUCCCUCCACGCCUCCUUCUCUCCUCCCUGAGGGUAUAUAAAGAGAGAGAGAGUUCACACACACUUCACGUCACACACACACACACUUCAGUGCUGCAGACUCAGCAGAGAUGUCCGUCUCUCUCUGGUGUGAAGAGGAAUCGGCGAGAUGCGGGACGUCGGUCCGAGCAUCGUUCGACCCCAACGCGUCGGGGCUGAGGGUCAUUGAGAGGCUGCUGCAGUCGGAGGAGAGAUACGUCCCGUCUGCGCUCUACAUCUCCCUCGUCCAGAGAGAACCCAAACGCAGGGAGGAACUCGCCAAGUGGACCCUCGAGGUGUGUUGUGAUUGCGGAUGUGACGAAGCCGUGUUUCCUCUCGCCGUGUCUCUGCUGGAUCGUUACCUGUCCUCCACACUGUCUCUGCCCGUCUCUCCCACCUGCCUCGCCGCCGCCUGCGUCCUCGUGGCGUCCAAACUGACGGAGAGCGAGAUGGUCACGGCGCAUGCGCUGUGCGCUUCAGCCGACUACCAGUUCCUCUCGUCAGACCUGCGCGAAAUGGAGCGUGUGGUGUUGGGAACGCUGCGCUGGGACGUAGCCGGAGUCACGCCUCAGGACUUCAUCCCUCACUUCCUGUGGUGUUUGGAGGAGCUGAUGGGGGACAGCGAGGACGCCACCCACUUCGUCUCCACGCUCCGACGUCAUGGGGACACGCUGGCCGCCAUGUGCGUGUGCGACUCUCGCUUCCUGGGAGCUCGGCCGUCUCUGGUGGCCGCCGCCGCCCUCAACUCCGCUGUCAGGGGUCUGGAGGCCAAGAGGAGGCGGGAGAUGAGUCACAUGACCUGCACGCUGGCUACACUGUGUCGCAGUGACCCGGCCGUGCUGCAGUGUUACAGCGAGCUGAUAGACGACGCUCUCAGAGAACGACUGAGGAACAGCCGAGAGCGGGGCGACGGGGUGGACGAGAAGGACGGAGGGAUGGAGGACAAGAGAUCGAGCACGCCGACUGACCUGAGAGAAAUAGACUUUUAAAACGAAACGUAAAGCCAAAUCAGCUAGCGCACAUCCACGCUCCUCCUUCUUCCAUCAUCAGUUAAACUGAUAUAAACGCUGCAACAAAAUGUUUUUCUAAUAAUUUUAUUUAUUUAAUUGAAUUAUUAUUCUUAUUUAUUUCCUUCUUUAUUCCAGGUGUUUAUCGUGAUUUGCUCUUUUUGUAUUGCGUGCAAUUUUUUUCUUACGUCGAAUUUCUACCUAACGUUAUGUAUCGUUAAUUUAUUCAUUAUCUUUAUUCAUUAUUUAUUGUGUGAUAACAUUUUAAUUUAUUCAAUAAUUUUUUUACUCUGUAUGACAAAGUGUUUGAUGAAAUUAAAAAUAUAUUUUUAAAGUAAUGAAAAUAAUAUUUAAGAAACAUUCAGCUGUAGUCUGUGGUUGUAUAAGUUUGUACAAAGUUUUGCAGUUUAUCUUCAAAACGGAAUAAAAUUAAAUGAAUUGUUUUGCAUGAAUUGUGUUAAUGUUUUAAGAAGUCUGAACCUGUAAAUGGGAUUUUUAUACAUUUUAAUUUAAUUGUAAAAAAGAAAGAAAGAAUUAGGAUUUUUUUUUUAAAGCUAACAAUUGCUAUUAAACAAACGGAACCGCUAUGUUGCCUGGGGAACAGCGCGUGCAACCAAUCAGAUGCCACCGUCUCAUCCGGGCAUUUCACGCGUAUAAACUUCACCUAGAUAGUAGAUUUAAAGUAAUAAAAAUAAUUAUUAUAUUAUAUAUUAUAUUUAUAUAUUUUAAAUAUUUCCAAAACACAAAAAAAUUCAGGUGAUAUAGCUUGCUAGUAUCGAAUAUAAAAUAUUUAUUUAUUUAUUUU
Molecule: messenger RNA, 7127 nt
Organism: Hemibagrus wyckioides
Lineage: Eukaryota; Metazoa; Chordata; Actinopteri; Siluriformes; Bagridae
Gene: ccndx
Product: cyclin Dx
Exons: 4
Coding region: 5408-6304 (298 amino acids)
Biological process (GO): regulation of cyclin-dependent protein serine/threonine kinase activity; positive regulation of G1/S transition of mitotic cell cycle; mitotic cell cycle phase transition
Cellular component (GO): cyclin-dependent protein kinase holoenzyme complex; nucleus; cytoplasm
Molecular function (GO): cyclin-dependent protein serine/threonine kinase regulator activity
Source: RefSeq, a predicted model, not a curated record